UCUCUCCUCCCACUUCGACUCGGCCCUAUCAAAAGGCCAAGAAAGGCCCCUUCCACACCGCACUCCUGCUUCGUUCCAUUACUUGCUCGGUUGCUUCCUCCCUCCUGCUGUUCCCUCCACAGUCCACUCCACUCAUCGGCCCUGCAGCUCAGUUCUUGGCUCAUUGGGGGAGUAGCUGCUGAUACUUCUUGCGUUGAGGCCAGUGCGAAUUCGAAGCAGCCUGGAGAGGCCAAGAAGCGCGUGCGUGAGGGAGCUGCAGAUGGAGAGGUACGAGGUGAUCAAGGACAUAGGAGCUGGCAACUUCGGGGUGGCCAAGCUGGCCCGGGACGUGAGGACCAAGGAGCUGUUCGCCGUCAAGUUCAUCGAGAGGGGGAUGAAGAUUGACGAGAAUGUCCAAAGGGAGAUCAUGAACCACAGGUCGCUAAGGCAUCCCAACAUAGUUAAAUUCAAGGAGGUUGUGCUAACUCCCACACAUUUGGCCAUAGUUAUGGAAUACGCUGCUGGUGGUGAGCUAUUCGAGAGGAUCUGCAGCGCUGGGAAAUUUAGUGAGGAUGAGGCAAGAUUCUUCUUCCAACAACUGAUUUCAGGAGUUAGCUAUUGUCAUUCCAUGCAAAUAUGUCACAGAGAUUUGAAAUUAGAAAAUACUCUCCUGGAUGGUAGUAUAGCACCUCGGCUAAAGAUAUGUGAUUUUGGUUACUCCAAGUCCUCUGUGUUGCACUCUCAGCCAAAAUCAACAGUUGGCACACCAGCUUACAUUGCUCCCGAGGUCCUUGCUAGAAAGGAAUAUGAUGGAAAGGUCGCUGAUGUUUGGUCCUGUGGAGUUACGCUGUAUGUGAUGCUUGUCGGUGCUUAUCCCUUUGAGGACCCUGACGAGCCGAGGAAUUUCUGCAAGACGCUUACUCGGAUUCUCAGCGUACAAUACGCAGUUCCUGAUUACGUCCGAGUUUCAAUGGAGUGCAGACAUCUGCUGUCCCGGAUCUUCGUGGCAAACCCUGAGCAACGAAUAACCAUCCCCGAGAUCAAGAACCACCCGUGGUUCCUCAAGAACCUGCCUAUCGAGAUGACCGACGAGUACCAGAUGGGCCUGCAGAUGACCGACAUGAACGUCCCAUCGCAGAGCCUGGAGGAGGUCAUGGCCAUCAUACAGGAGGCGCGGAAGUCCGGCGAGGGGCUGAAGUUCGCCGGGCAGCUCCCCGGCCUUGGGAGCAUGGAUCUCGAUGACAUCGAUAUCGAUGACAUCGACGUCGAGGACAGUGGCGACUUCGUGUGCGCCUUGUGACGAGCAAGUGGUUUGGUUCCGGCCGUCAGGCGAAGCGGCCAUGAACUCUUCUCUUCUGGUAUUGUGUUCUGUUGUUGAUCCACGUUGUUUGUUUUCAGAGAGCUCCCAUUUUGUUGUUGUACUACCACAUAUUUUCUGUAAACGAUGUAGUGACGCUGUGGAUAAAUAAUAGACUCUUGUAAUUUUUAUGUUGUA
Molecule: messenger RNA, 1474 nt
Organism: Phragmites australis (common reed)
Lineage: Eukaryota; Viridiplantae; Streptophyta; Magnoliopsida; Poales; Poaceae
Product: serine/threonine-protein kinase SAPK2
Exons: 9
Coding region: 260-1279 (339 amino acids)
Biological process (GO): intracellular signal transduction; protein phosphorylation
Molecular function (GO): ATP binding; protein serine/threonine kinase activity
Source: RefSeq, a predicted model, not a curated record